UAGAUACUGCCAUUACAAUUUAAAUCAAUUUCUGAUAUGUAAUUAUGAUGCAUUACCAAAAAACAUAGCAAUAAGUCAAGUCUUGCACGUUUAAAUUAGUACUUACACGUGGAGAAAACACUGGGUCUCAUUGCUUAAUAAAUAGUUUUAAUUUUUAUGCCGUGGAUAGAUUGGUGGGGGAGGGGCACACAUGGGUGGGCUUGAUACACGUUAAGUGACAUGACUGGCGGUCGGAGUCAUCUGUAAUGCACCUUUACCACAUUUCCUGGAUGUACUGAUGAUACAGAACAAGCGCUCUUUGACAUGACAGCUGAAGGAGCAGACGGGCACAGCGUGCAGGUCAAGUGGCAGAGUGGACUCAAACAGGUAUGUGAUGGCUUCCCUUAGAGGAUGCAGUGGAACAUGUUGUGAAAGCACUGGACAAGACUGCAGAACUGGAAGUAAAAUACAUCAACUCCAAUAAAGGUCGAGGGGUGUUUGCCAAAUCCCAUUUCUCAAAAGGAGACUUUGUGGUGGAGUACAGAGGGACGUUGAUAAAUUUGGAAGAGUCAAUAAAGAGGAAGAGGACCUAUCACAGCUCAUGUGCUGUUUUCAUGUUUGACUUCUACUGGAAAGAAAAGACAUGGUGCAUUGAUGCAGCCCAAGAAGAUGGCAGCCUUGGACGCCUUGUCAAUGAUGACCACAGGCACCCAAACUGCAAAAUGAAGAGGGUCAUUACGGAGGCCAAAUCAUACCUCUGCCUAUUUGCUUUGAGGGACAUACAGCCAGGAGAAGAAAUUACAUAUGACUAUGGUGGAAAUGAUUGGCCAUGGAGGAAACAGACAGAAGAACAGCCUUGUGUGGCCGAGUCCUCUCACUCUCAGGUCUCCACACCAGCAGAGAAGGUUGCUGAGACACCUCCAUCCACCAUCACACAGAACAAGGAUGAAUCAGGACCGAUUCUUUCAUCAAACAAAGCUGGAGUCGAUCGUCACCUUGUAAGCUACACGGAUUCUGAUGAGUCUCUGUGUCCAUGCACCAGUUCCUCCCAGCUAAAUGAAAGAUACUCACAGUUGAUUUCCUGUGAGUCGUUGAGGUCUGAGGUGUUGAUCACUGUGGUGUUGGAGGUCAGGGGGCUAGGGGUGGAUGCUGGUGGAGGGUCUGGACAAACCUUCUCUUGUUUUUCUGCUCAAGGUUACUUGAUUUACAUAGCAGAACAGGACUGUUUUUUUGUUUGUUUUUUUGAGACAGUAUCACUUAAAUGAUUGAUAUUAAUGAAUCAUAUUGUAAUGUUCACAUUCAAAAAAUCUGCUUGGAUUUGCAAAAAAUUGUUUUGAUACAAUUUAUUUUUCUUAUGUGAUAGCAGGGCUGUCAAGCUAUUAAAAAAUAGCCCUUGACCCAUGUCUGUCUGUUACUUAAGAUGACUUGUAGUAAUAAAAUCUUAAACAUUGCAUCA
This is a messenger RNA of Scatophagus argus, 1435 nucleotides long. RefSeq lists its product as uncharacterized. The transcript is spliced from 6 exons. Gene Ontology annotation, molecular function: protein binding. Lineage: Eukaryota; Metazoa; Chordata; Actinopteri; Scatophagidae. Bases 594 to 1244 code for a protein of 216 amino acids. The record is from RefSeq and is a predicted model, not a curated record.